GCAGCCGCAGUUUUGCGAAACUUCACUCUUUGUGCCGCUUGCUUUGGAUUGCAGGGCUGAAGUUACCAGUGGCGCUGAAGCGGGCCCCGGGAUGUCUUGCUGCGGCCAAUACGAGAUGCUACCUCUGGCUGCAGCAUCUGUUGAUACAGGGCGUUGUUAAGGUAUCUGGUAGAGACGUAUCUCCCAGGGAAUGGCGGCCACAGAUUUACAGGAGGUCCACAGACGUUGUGUGGCUUGUUAUCUUCUGUCUUUUCUGGGGUGGAAUGCUGGCUAUGCUGUGACAGUGGGUUCUGCAGAAAGACUCAUCUUUGGGUACGACAGCUUUGGAAACACUUGUGGAAAGAAAAACUCUCCAAUUAAGGGGGCCUCGCUGUCAGGACAAGACAUGACCAACAGAAAACACGUAUUCUUUCUGAACACCUGCAAUGUGGACAUUAAGAACCAUCAAAUAAAUUCAUUGUCUAUUUGUGUAUCUGGCUGUCCUCAAGAGCAGCUGAAUGGACUAGAAGAGCUGAAACAUUUUGCUCAGUACAAUGGUUCCUAUUUAUGUGUGUAUAGUUUAAACGUUUCCGACUACACAGAGCCUUCAAAAGCAGCUCGUCUCUGCCCCAAAUUACCAAUCCCGCCAAGCAAGUCAUUCCCACUCUUCAAUCGCUGUGUCCCUCAGAGCCCUGCCUGCUAUGCCCACUUUCUCACCAUCCUCAUCAAUGUGGUCAAGGAGAGCGACUUCUUCCAGCGCAUCAUAGGCGGCAUCAUGGCAAACAAAGAGUACAUUAUAGGACUCAGCUUUUUUGCAGUAGUCCUCUCUUUCAUCAUGGUGGUUGUCUUCAGAUUCAUCGCCACACUAUUGAUUCAUAUCUUCAUCGCUCUGGUAAUUUUUGGAUUGCUGUUUGUGUCAGGUGUUCUGUGGUGGCUGUACUAUGACAAUGUGAAUGACCCCAACAUAGUCUUGGAAACAGAGAAGGAAAACACAAAAGCGCUUCUGGGAUUUGCUAUUACUGCAACCAUCAUAUCGGUAAUCCUUAUGGUGUUGACUUUGGUGAUGUGGAAAAGGAUCAGCCUGAUGGUUCAGCUGUUUCGGAUUGCCAGUAACCUACUUGGGAGUGUUCCUCUCUUACUUUUCCAACCAGUGUGGACCCUCAUCAUCCUCGCUCUGUUCUGGAUGUACUGGGUAGCCGUGCUUCUAAGUCUGGGCACUGCAGGUAAUGCUUAUGUAACCGCAGAUAACCUGGUUGAGUACAGACUACUGUCUGGAAUACGGUACAUGUGGUGGUACCAUGUAAUUGGACUGAUCUGGACCAGUGAAUUUCUUGUUGCUUGUCAGCAGAUGACAAUUGCUGGGGCUGUGAUGCGCUGUUACUUCAACAGGGACAAAAAUAAUCCGCCCGGCCACCCAAUCCUCACUUCUGUUUCGAGGCUCUUUAAUUACCAUCUGGGAACGGUUGUUAAAGGUUCAUUUAUAAUCACGCUGGUCAGAAUUCCACGGAUUGUUCUCGUGUACGUUCACAGCUGUCUAAAAGGAAAGGAAAGUGCUUGUGCCAGAUGUCUGGUUAAAUGCUGUACGUGCUGUCUCUGCUGUCUGGAAAAGUGGCUGCGAUUUUUAAACCAGAACGCAUACAUUGCAACUGCAAUCAAUGGGACAAGUUUUUGCACCUCAGCCAAAGAAGCUUUCUUUCUAAUUGUAAACAAUGCACUGAAUGUGACAACAAUCAACUGCUUUGGAGACUUUCUACUGUUUCUUGGAAAGGUGUUUGUAGUGUGUUUCACAGUCUUUGGAGGCCUCGUGGCAUUUAACUACAAUCAUGAUCUGAAUGUUUGGGUUAUCCCACUUAUAUUGGUGUCCUUUUUUGCCUAUUUGGUGGCACAUUGCUUCUUGUCAGUGUUUGAAAUGGUGCUGGAUGUCUUGUUUAUGUGUUAUGCUGUUGACCUGGCAACUAAUGAUGGGUCAGCAGAAAAACCCUACUUCAUGGACAAGGAGUUAAUGAAAUUUAUGGGCAAAAGCAAUCAAAAGCUUAAGAGGACCAGUCAAAGUGACAAACCAAACCUGGAAAAUAACCCAAACACAGAACUACUGCCAAUGGGCACAAAUACAGCAUGAUGGGGGCUCCAAUGAACUAAGUAUCAACGUUCCAACAAUCCCUUCGCAUUUGAUUACUGCAAGCCAAGUGGAGAGCUGAGCCCUACUAUCAAUUUAGCCUGAGUUGUCUGUUCCACACAGAUCCACUUUGAGUAAUCCCAUCAGGAUGAGCACUUGGCACAUCAUAACAUUCAAGGCUAUGGGCCAAGUGCUGGUAAAUGGGAUUAGGUAGGUAGGUCAGGUGUUUCUCACGUGUCGGUGCAGACUCGAUGGGCCGAAGGGCCUCUUCUGCACUGUGAUUCUGUGAUCUCGUUACAGUGAUACCAAUAUCCAUUCAGAAGCGGAUUUGUCAGUAAUGGAGGGGCCUUAUGUUACUUCUGCCCACACAUUUAACACGAAUAUUCAGUUUUACAAGAUGAUAUUAGCUCUAGGUUGGAUCUGAAAAUUUCCCCAAAUGGCUGCUAGCUCCCUUGCUAAUGAUUGUAGAGAGUUUAAAUGCUGCCAUCCAUGUUUCAGGGCAGGUGAAUUUUUCACAAUAUAUUUAAAAUGUGCCAUUAAUUGAGUUCUGAUUAUCUUACUGGAGGGUUGUAAAAUGUUAACUAAUUCUCUAUUGUAAAUACUACCAGAACUUGAAUAGUCCUAUUAAAUUAAAUACAUAAACACCAAUGCUAAUCACUAUUCAUUUUACAUUUUUUGAGAUUGGAGCUUCUAAGCUCUUUAAAAAUAAUCAUUUAACAGUUUUAUUUAUUAAAUCUCUAAUAUUAUGAUGUACUGCAGUGAACCCUCUUUACUUACUGAUCCCUUCUACUGAAGCCCACCCCAGCUCUGCUUUAUUGCUAGAAGCAUGUUGUCCCCUGCUGUGCUUUUCACCCUUUUCUAAAAAAAAUAAAAAGCAGGCACCGUAAAAGUGGCUGUGAAGUUGUCAGAUUGUCAUAAGAAUCAAUGUGGUUCAUUAAUGGCCUUUAAAAGGAAGGAAACCUGCCAUCCUUUCCUAUUCUGGACCAUAUGCGAUUCCAGACCCACACCACUUGGUUUGAUCCUUAACUGCCCUCUGAAGUCAUUCAAUUCUAUGUAGCUGUUACAGAGGAAAACGCAACAGUUCUAAAGGAGCAGGCACACUCCCACCUAAGGGCAAGCAGGGACUGGCAAUAAAUCCCAAACUCACUAGUGAUGCCCACAGCCAGGGAAUGGAAUAGAACCCUGUGGAUCUAGAUAAAGUAGGCUAACAUGUCAGAGAAUUCUGUAGGCAUUACCUUCAAAUAAACGGUUAACUUUGAGUCUUCUGCUGCUGGCCGGCCUCAUUUGCUGGCAGCAAUCAUCAGACAUGCAGGCACACCUUACCUAGUUUCAUGCGAGCCAGCAUUGCAGGCUUGAAUAUUUGGAAUGUGCCACACAGCAACAUCCAUUUGUGAAAUGAUCCUAUUCUUAACCCACUUUGCUCUCUACCAUUCUUCCCAUUAUUAAGACUGCCUUAGUAGGAAGAUAGGUCAAGGUGGGAGGAAACUCAUGUGGAGCCCAAGCAACAGCCUAGACCUGCUGGGCAAAAUGGCAUGUUUCUGUAUUGUAAAUUCUAUGCAGCACAAGCUCAAACCUGAUGAAAAAUCUCCUUACUGGGCCUAAAGUAAACAAAAUGAAUAUUACAUUUGCUGUAGCUGUAGAAUGACAAUGUUAAAAGGUGUCCCUGGUAAGAAAGGUGCAUCCACUGCUAUUAGUUCUAAUACUUAAGAUACUGCAGUUUUAUUUUUAAAAUUGCUCCUUUUUGAUAGUCGACAUUACAAAUAUUUCACUUACCAAGCACCAAGAGUUUACUUUGGUGGGGGUCACUUCACUCAAUCUAAGUUUUGUUUUUGGUUUGAGAAAACAAGGGUUAAGUUUGAACUAUUUUGUAUAGAUUGUAAUUAAGAUUUUGCAUUUUAAGAGGUGAAGCCAUGGGGUAAGCCUCUCCUUCGAAGCACAUUAGGACAAAUCCUGUCUUUUACAAGGGAGUUGAGUUCAUUUAAAAAAUGUAAAAUAAUAUCAACUCUAAAAGUUACGUGACAGGGUGAAUCAAUUUUUGGUAUCCUGUCACAGAAAAGGGCACACUUACUGAUGUUUUUACUAUGUUAAAUCUCAUUGUAAAAUUAAAAAUUUGGACAUUAAAAA
Molecule: messenger RNA, 4219 nt
Organism: Carcharodon carcharias (great white shark)
Lineage: Eukaryota; Metazoa; Chordata; Chondrichthyes; Lamniformes; Lamnidae
Product: choline transporter-like protein 3
Exons: 17
Coding region: 191-2098 (635 amino acids)
Biological process (GO): transmembrane transport
Cellular component (GO): membrane
Molecular function (GO): transmembrane transporter activity
Source: RefSeq, a predicted model, not a curated record